This is a messenger RNA of Aspergillus oryzae RIB40, 3057 nucleotides long. RefSeq names its product ubiquitin ligase complex subunit HRD3. Bases 1 to 3057 code for a protein of 1018 amino acids. Gene Ontology annotation, cellular component: endoplasmic reticulum membrane. The transcript is spliced from 6 exons. NCBI's taxonomy places the organism in Eukaryota, Fungi, Ascomycota, Eurotiomycetes, Eurotiales, Aspergillaceae. Gene Ontology annotation, molecular function: protein binding. Gene Ontology annotation, biological process: ERAD pathway. The record is from RefSeq and is a predicted model, not a curated record.
AUGGGUGUGGAGCUCAACGUUCGAUGGAAGCUGACACCUCUUGACUACGGUCUAGUGCUACUGCAGGCGCUUGCAGUGGAAUCCAAGGCGCCCACUGAUGUCGCUCACGAAUCCCACCAGCAUUCAAACCAGUCUCCAGGUGGGCCAGAAGGUUCUGGCGCUAGACCUGGAAGCCAACACGUUGAUACCGCCCUGAAAAUUCUCCGUAACUCAAAAAUCCCGACCGUCACGUCCGAGAAACCGUCCGGCAUAUUGGGAAACACAUUACAUUACUUUAGAGAGGCUUUCCGCGUCCUGUUCCUGAAUGGCCCGCCGUCAGAUAAUGCUGAGCGCCAGAAGAUCCACCCAAAUGUCGCCAAGGCGGUUGAUGAACUCAAGAUCGCUGCGCAAAAAGAUCAGAACCCCGAUGCGAUGUUCCUGUUAGCGGAGUUGAAUUUCUACGGCAAUUACACGCAUCCCCGAGACUUCAAACAAGCGUUCCAGUGGUAUCAGAGUCUUGCUUCGGCGACUGGGAACAGUACGGCACAGUAUAUGGUGGGCUUUAUGUAUGCGACAGGUAUUGGAGGUGGAGUUGAGCGAGACCAGGCGAAGGCGCUAUUAUACCAUACUUUCGCCGCGGAAGGGGGAAACACGAGGUCGGAGAUGACUCUUGCAUAUCGAAAUCAUGCUGGCAUUGGGAUGCCCAGAAAUUGCGACCAUGCAACGUAUUACUAUAAGAAGGUUGCAGACAAGGCUAUUCAGUACUUCCGAUCCGGACCACCUGGGGGCCAUAGUAUGAUCCGGGAAUCAUACCGUUGGGCUGACGAGGAGGGCGGCGUAUAUGGCGAAGGCGCUAGUGUAUCUAGCUCGGGACCAAACGUCAUGCGUGAUGCAGCACAUUCAAGCUCCGAAGCCAGCUUGGAAGAUGUCCUAGAGUAUUUGGACCUUAUGUCGAGAAAAGGUGAACUAAAGGCUACCUUCAGUUUAGGAAAGAUGCAUUACGAAGGGUCGCGAGGUCUGCCGAGGAAUCUUCGAAAGGCCAUGAAGUAUUUCAAACAGAUCACAAAGCGCUAUUGGAAUAAGGAUGGUUCUGUGAACCCAAACCAUCCGCUUGGAAUUGAGAAACUAGCAUCGAAAGCAGCGGGCCAUAUAGGGCUGAUGUAUCUCCGUGGUGAAGGUGUAGAGCAAAAUUUUGCCACUGCUCUCACUUGGUUCAGGCGUGGAGUGACAAAUGGGGAUUCGCUCUGUCAACAUCAGAUGGGACUGAUGUAUCUUCACGGAUAUGGCGUGCAGCAGGACGCUUUCAGGGCUGCAUCGUUUUUCAAGUCGGCAUCUGAACAAGAUUUCCCCGCCGCAGAAACAAGACUGGGUGCUUUGUUUUUGGACCAAGGAGAUGUCCCAACGGCUACCCGAUAUUUUGAGCUAGCUGCCCGCUGGGGCUGGAUGGAAGCCUUCUAUUACCUGGCAGAAUUGUCCAAUAAUGGUAUUGGUAGGGAACGGCAUUGUGGAAUGGCUGCAUCAUACUAUAAAAUGGUUGCAGAGCGAGCCGAGGUGAUACAUUCAUCAUUCGAUGAGGCGAACACCGCAUAUGAGAAUGGUGACAAAGAAAGGGCCCUCGUUGCAGCCAUGAUGGCCGCGGAGCAAGGUUACGAGCACGCGCAAUCUAACGUGGCAUUCUUGCUCGAUGAGCAGCGCUCUUUGAUGUCCUUUGAUCGCAUCCUACCGGGUGCUAAGAAACCUCGACCGUCUCUACUUCGGAAUGCUGCGUUGGCCCUUAUCUAUUGGACACGUUCCGCCAAACAGACCAACAUCGAUUCAUUAGUUAAGAUGGGUGACUAUUACCUGGGCGGUAUUGGUAUUGCUGCAGAUGCCGAGAAAGCCUCCAGUUGCUAUCAUAGUGCCGCUGAAGUCCAUUAUAGUGCACAGGCGUAUUGGAACCUUGGAUGGAUGCAUGAGAAUGGCAUCGCCGUGGAACAAGAUUUUCACAUGGCCAAACGAUACUAUGAUUUAGCACUUGAGACGAGUACCGAGGCCUAUCUACCCGUAAAAUUGAGCCUCCUGAAGCUUCGUUUACGGAGCUACUGGAACCGGAUCACCAACGGCAAGAUCAACUCUAUUCAAGACGAAGAAGUUGUCAAAAGACGGUUCAAUAUUGGUGGGUCAAGCCGCCCACUCCGUCCUCUCUUUAACUUGUAUGAAAGCCGCUUCUCUGAAUACCCACAAACACUGAUACGAUGUAAUCACUUCAAAAAGCGCCGUCGCGUUGAAAGUGCGGCUUCGGCGCUUUCCAAACCUUUCAAGUCUCCUCUCCGCCGACCACCUCAAGUCUCGGAGACCAAGCACGAGGCAUUAUCCAAGGAAGAGAAAAAUGUUGCGCCGAGGCCUUCUCUCAAGCAUAAUAAUGCUGACAUCAAUGACGCGCGCACUCUACCUGUGAUCUCAUCUUCCCCGUCGUCUGCUCAUGCCUUAGCUUACACAAUACCUACUUCUCCCUCGAGCUUGGAGUCUCGCAAAAGAAAAGCUCAGAUAAACCAUCUGACUGCAUCUAAGAAGCCGGUGUUCUCUGACCCAGUCAUUCUUGAUCUUCAGAAGCAAGAAAGGGCGCUGCAGUCACGACUUGCUAUCCUGCGAUCUGAACUUGAUACUGCGCAACAAGCUCUUCAGCUCGAGUCCUCAAGCAAAGAUGCAGACCUCCAAUCGCUGAUUACGAAGUGGAAAUCUGUUAGUCAGAGCGCAGCCGAAGAGGUUUUCUCUGGGGCUCAGGAGCGUGUGGCGCGGAUGGGUGGUAUUAAGGCUUGGAGGGAGCGAAUGAAGAAUAACAAUGCGCAGUGGGAGCAAGAGGAGAUGGAAACCUGGUACGGCAGCGCAGAGGCUGAAGGGGCUGAUGUAGAUGAAGAUGAGCUGGAGGCUCGGAAGGCUGAGAUGCUAAGGGGCCGCAAGAAGAGUCACAAUGAGGAGCGGGAAAAUAAAGAGGUUGAAGAUGAGGAAUUCACCAUGGACUUUAUGUUGAAGACGUUGAAUAUUGACCUCAAGGUUAUCGGAUAUGAUAAAGCCCAUCAGAUAUGGAUUAAGGAAUAG